Molecule: messenger RNA, 1255 nt
Organism: Exophiala oligosperma
Lineage: Eukaryota; Fungi; Ascomycota; Eurotiomycetes; Chaetothyriales; Herpotrichiellaceae
Exons: 1
Coding region: 186-1064 (292 amino acids)
Cellular component (GO): cytosol
Molecular function (GO): oxidoreductase activity
Source: RefSeq, a predicted model, not a curated record
GAAUCUUUCCACGGAGACUUGUAUAUAUAGUGGAUAAGGUCUCCGAGAGGUGUGAUUUCUGUGUGGUAAGAAGCAUCUGUCACGUUCCGGCCUGUCGGAUCUGUACAAUAAAUGUACGAAUACGGAGUAUCAAGUGGUUGAUAAAUGACACUGAAGACUUGGUACAGACGGAGUGCAAGGACAAGAUGUCAUAUCCCUCGUUCACAAAAACAUACCACCACUCAUCUUACCCAGCCAUCAGUCCUUCGAGGCCAGAGCUAUCGGUCAAGGACAAGACGGUGAUCGUGACGGGAGCUGGCGAUGGAAGCAUCGGCGGGACGGUGGCUUUGUCGUUCGCGCGAGCCGGAGCAAAGAAGAUUGCCCUGAUCGCCAGGACCGAGACUUCGCUCGAGGCGACAAAGGCCAAAAUUGCAGAGGCGUUUCCCGACGCCGAAGUCAUGGUCGUCACGGCCGACGUGUCGAGGGCAGAAAGUGUGGGAAUGGCCGCGCACAGCAUACGAGCCGGCCUGGGAGCUUGGGACGUCUUUGCCCACUGUGCCGCCGUCGCACCCACGCACACCACCAUCGCCGGCGCCGACGAGGACGAAUGGUGGCACGCUUUCGAGAUCAACACGAGAUUUUCGUCGCAUUUUGCAAAACAUUUCUUGCCCAAGUGUCGCCCGGGAGCCACCUACAUCGGCACCAACGCUGGAGCGUGUUACCUUCCCGCGACCAAGUUUCCCAAAAGCUCGGCGUACUGUGCGUCGAAGCUCGCCACGGCCAAGCUGGACGAGUUCCUCGCCGCCGAGAACCCUCAGUUGCGCGUCUUCACCGUCCACCCGGGAGUCGUCGAGACCAAUAUGACGAAGGGUUUCAUCGGGUCCAGACGCUCAGGCGUCGUCCUGGACGACGCCGAACUGGUGGGAGAUUUCAUGGUGUGGCUGGUCUCACCGGAAUCAGAGUUUCUGAGGGGUAGGUACGUGUGGUGCAACUGGGACGUCGAGGAGAUGAUUGCCAAAAAGGCAGAGAUCGAGAACAACCCGACCCUCUUGACUAUGACGCUGGGUGGCUGGCCCUUUCAGUAAUCAAGGAGCUGGAGGUGACGCUCAUGCUGUCGUAUGCAGCAAGUGGGUGUCAAGUGUCAAGCGUUAAUCAUUGAACCAAUACUCUGAAGAGAUACCAGGGCCGCGAGCUUGUCAAUAUCUUUACUCUGUAUGCAGCAUGAACUUUUUCCCGGGACAAUUGAACAUAACAGCUGUCGAAAAGUGGACUUUGU